UGCUCGUGGGACGACUGCGACCGCUCAUUUGCGCGCAAAUCGGACCUGGUGCGCCACUUCCGCAUCCACACGGGCGUCAAGCCCUUUGAGUGCCCGUGGGACGACUGCGACAAGCGCUUCAUCCAGCGCUCGGCGCUCAAGGUGCACUUCCGCACCCACUCGGGCGAGCGCCCGCACACCUGCGAGGCCUGCGACCGCAGCUUCAGCGACUCGUCGUCGCUCGCCCGCCACCGUCGCACUCACACC
Kickxella alabastrina is the source of this 246-nucleotide messenger RNA. RefSeq lists its product as uncharacterized. The annotation marks the transcript as partial. Lineage: Eukaryota; Fungi; Kickxellomycota; Kickxellomycetes; Kickxellales; Kickxellaceae. Gene Ontology annotation, biological process: regulation of transcription by RNA polymerase II. The record is from RefSeq and is a predicted model, not a curated record. The transcript has a single exon. Gene Ontology annotation, cellular component: nucleus. Gene Ontology annotation, molecular function: DNA-binding transcription factor activity, RNA polymerase II-specific; RNA polymerase II cis-regulatory region sequence-specific DNA binding.